AUGCAACAGGAUGAUAAUACAGAGUGUCAGAACUCUCCGAACGGCCAAGUUUGGGUCUAUGAUGAAAAUGUUGUAGAAUGGAAGCGAGGGGCGGAAACUCUAAGAAGAUUCGAGUUUCCGGGCGAAAAAGUGUUCAAAGCAGGAUUUGUGGACUUCGAAACUGUAUCGAACUGUCUCGUAAUAAUCCUUGAGGAUCGCGCUCAAAUAUACUACGUUACUCGGGGCGAUUCCAACACUGUUAGCUUCCCAUUUUGCAUAUGCAAGGCGUUCAUCCAUCCCAGUGGCGUCAUCUUAGAGAGGCGAGUCUUGGAAGACUCAUCCCCUCCUAAUUUUUCCAGAGCUAGCACCCCGCUUCUCAGGCACCGCUUCAUAACGCUUACAGAUCCACUCAAUUUGUUUGGAUCUUUGGUAAUUGCAUCGUGUGCUCAGGAGCAGGAGAACAAACUUGCUAUGCUACAUUUUCCAAGCUCUUCGGAUCACCAUAUAGGUGUGCUCUAUGACAGCACGACCCAGAACCUCUCUUUCCACAAUGUGAAAAUAUUGUCUGCCCUGAAGCGCUCGAAUCCAAAUUCGAGACAAGAUCCCACUACCAUUCCAAAGCAGCACAGGAAGAAAACCUACACACCUUAUGUAGGUGACCCGGUUGCCGGCCCAUCACGAAGCUUCAGCGAUAAGCACAAUGUCCCAUUGAAUCGACGUGCCCUAUCAAUCGACCACAAUGGUUCUAUUUCCUCUUCAACCUCGGGUCCUUUGUAUAAUGGUUCCAAUAGCGCCAAUUCUCUCUCCACCGAACUGACCAGCAAUCUUCGGAAAAUAUCAAUUAUGAAUAGGAGAUCGGUAUCAGGAACUGUAGGGGUAGAUGGUGAUCAGCCUCAGCUCGUACAGUUACCUACCACAAAUAUGCACCAACUAAAUGCGGAAAAUAUCAAGCGAAGCACUUCUGCUACGUUAGACAGAAUGGGAUCUGGGAGCAUACUAGACAUCAGCCCUUCUCACACGUCACAAAUUUCACAAGAAUUAUUUGACCAUACUGUCUUGAACAAGGACGUGUUACUAACGAAGAUUGCUCACGCAUCAACUCCGAAAAAGCUUUCUUCUAGAAUUAGAAUUUUGAACUGCCGAUUUGAAGACAAAGAGGCUCUUAUUCUGCAUGACACAGAGAAUCAAUGGGGUAAAGUAUGGAUUUUUGACCUCAACUUAUCUCUGACGGAAAAUAUGCGUUAUAAAGCUCUUAACAACAGCCCAAUAGCAUUAACAAGGAUUAUAGAUAUCAAGUGGUCCAUGGUGAGCAGCUUUUGCAGUUUUGACAGCGAAAUACUGUUUGGGUUUAUUAUGCUGUUGAGCAGCUCAAAGGAAGAGGUCACGCUGUACAAUCCAUUUCUAAACUUAACAUCUAAUCCUAUUCAAUUGACCCCAGACAUUCAUCAUGAUUCCCUAUACUACGCUAGAGACAAUCGCUUACUGACCAGGCAAAAUUCGGCCUGGUUGCCGCUAACGAUUGUACCUGAACUCUCUAGCGUUAAGCACUGCUUUCAAGCAAUCAGACUACUCUGUGAUUCUUUUACUUAUUCAUACAUUGCUCUUCUUUGGCAAGUGGCUCGAAACAACCUCUGCAGGCCAGCUAUCGAGUCUGCUGAUUUUUUGGCUCUGAAGUUCACCUUGGUCGGAUUAAUUCAGCUGAGAGAUCUUCCUGCUGAGGCAAAUGUUACAAUAAAUGCUGUAAGACAAUGCCCAGUCUUCAGUAAUUCGUUAGAUGGAGCUCGAUUUCUGCCUAAAAUUGUGAUGGGAUUACAUCUGAUUAGAGAGGAGUACCAAUUAAACCUAUUGCAACGAUUACAAGUUCAACUAUUGGGAGAAUUACUAUGCUUGUUAACCAAGCUCAUGCACUGGCCAAAUUUAUGGCAAGAGUUUUACGGUGGAAAUGACCCUAGUGAUGAAUCAUAUCCUGUUUCCGAUCAAAAAUUUGCACAUCCUCUUGAUCAACCGCCAUCGAUAAUAAGGUCUCUUUACAGUGCGACUGAUGGAAGUACCAUACCAGUGACCCCUUUCAUUACAUUCUCCCGCCUGCUGGAUGAUGGUUCGACUGUCGAUCACAUUGUUACUCCACGGACACAUAAGAUGCUACAACUAUUUGAGGGUUUCGAUUCGACUGCUUACUCCCAUAGUGACCUUCUGGCCAUCAUAAAUUCCUUACAUAUUGACCAAGGUGAGUUAGAAACCUAUCCCUUGGGGAUAUACGCCCCUCUUAAGGGGAUCUUGAAGUCCAUUGAAAAGCAAAUGAGUGAUUCUAACACGGAGUUAGAUUUUUCGCUCAUCGAACGCUCUGAUCUGCGCCUAAAUGCGCAAAAUUUGAGCUCUAUUCAGUCCGAUAAUAUUCAUGGUAAGAAAGCGACUCUUGUUUCGAGGAUCAUAACUGGAGAUGGAACCUCGCAAAGGUAUAUAUGCAAAAAGGCAUCAAUCAAAUCAAUCAAAAUGAUGGUAGAAGAAGUCAUAAACCUGACCACCGAUAAAGGGGAUGACCAACUGUCAAUCAAAAACAAUCCAGAAGAAAUAGGCGAUGGACAGGCCCUAAAAAGAAAUGCCUCACUAAUAUUUUCCCAGGACAGGCGAUUCUUCGAUGCGGUUGAAUUUCUUCACUACGGCAUUCCUCAUAAAAUCAACUUACACAUCCUGGAGAAGACCUAUACCAGAAAUCUUCAAAAGAAAAGAAUAUACUCUCAAAUAUCGGCCUUGAGGACUUUUACCUCUGCUAUUGGUUGGGGAGCUGUGGCAUUUGCAACUGAGAGACCGCUAGCUACUCAAAAGUGGCCCCGAUCACGACUGAAUCUCCAUUGCACUUUUCCUGAUAAAACAACAGUUUCUGUAGAUCCAUCUACUUGCGACCCAAAUCUACUCUCAUGGGGAGAGUUUCAUGGAGGUGUGAGCUCAGGUUUGAGAAUUUCUCCCAAAUCUGCUGGUAUCACAGGUAGUUGGAUAACAUUUGCAAAACCGCCGGAACUUGAUGCUCAGCACGGAGGGUUACUAUUAGGCCUUGGGUUGAAUGGUCAUCUGAAAAAUCUUGAAGAAUGGCAUGUCUACAACUACCUCAGCCCUAAGCAAACCCACACAAGUAUCGGUCUGAUGCUCGGUAUGAGUGCAAGCCUAAAGGGCACCAUGGAUCUCAAGCUUACCAAAGUUCUGAGCGUUCAUAUUGUAGCCCUUCUUCCUCAAGGCUCGAGUGACCUUAACGUCAAUUUCAGGGUACAGACCGCAGGUUUGAUUGGGAUAGGACUGUUAUAUCUCAAUAGUCAGCACAGGAGAAUGACAGAUAUGCUGUUUUCACAGCUGACAUCCUUUGUAACCAUAAAUGAGGAGGCGGCACCUGAUGAGGGCUAUAGAAUGGCUGCUGGCGUGGCAUUGGGUCUAAUUAAUCUUGGAACUGGUUCCAUGUCAUCUCUUUCCCAAUCAGAAGAUCCACUGGAAGACCUUGUCUCCAAUGAAAGCGACACUGAGAACGACAGAGGUUCUGACCUUCAUUUUAGGGCGAACGGUGGUGUUUUGGAUCCUACUGUUUCGACAGGCUUGUUGAAUCUUGUGAGUGGCGCUCAUGACACGGAAGAGAGUUGGAUGUCUGCAAACUCUCAAAUUGGCACUGUUGUAGCACUUAUGCUAAUCUAUCUGAAGACCAACAACCAAGCAGUCGCCGGUAGGUUGGCACCAGGUACAGGAGAGAUGAACAUGAAAUUGAGGCCUUAUAUGCGGCCCGAAAUGUUUAUGUACCGUGAGUGGGCCCGUCAUAUGAUAUUGUGGGAUGGGAUCGAGGGUAGAUUGAGCUGGCUUUUCGACGAUUUGGACCUCACACACUCGUUGACUCUGGACACGGAUUCUUUGCCGCAAUACUACUGCUUAGCGGGCCGCACCUUGGCCGUGGGUCUCAAAUUUGCGUCGAGUGGUGAUAAAGCCCUUCGUGAUGACCUUCUUUAUAUGAUUGACAAGCUAUUACCACUCUACCAAUGCUCAGUUGAUAUGAGACUAGAUUUCCAAUUGGCCAUAAAGGCUAUUAAUAUUUUGAUAAACGUCCUACUCGUGUCUGUGAGCAUGGUAAUGAGUGGUACGGGAGAUCUUGCUGCGCUCAGACGAAUUCGAUUUUUACAUGAAACCAUUACGGGAAGGCACUCCGACUUAUUUCGUGCUGCGGAGAACAAAAAGGGAGGUGCCCGAGCAAGAGGUGCCGGCUUUGCUCAAACGGACGACAAUGAUGAGGUUGGUUCAGGUGCACCGAGCAAUUUCACGGAAGCUCACGCUGCAAAUCCUGGGGUAGGGGGAGAAGAAGAAGAAGAAAAUGAAGAUGACGAAGACGAAGACGACGAAGACGAGGAUCAGGGAAACUUUUCGACGAUGGAUACAAAUACUGGAAGUAAUGGUGGUGAAGGGCAACAUUGGAAGGACGAGGAGAACCACUUCGGCAAGUAUAUGGCCACGAGUAUGUCUCUAGGGUUUUUAUUCCUCGGUUCUGGUCAGUACGCUUUCAAGACUUCAAGUCUAGAUUGCUUGGCAUACCUUAUUAUCUCAGUGUUACCUACUUACAUGAAUCCCCAUUGUUUACAAGAGACGAGACACUUUUGGAGUAUGGCAGUCGCGUACAGAAGUUUGAUAGUCCGCGACUCGAAGACCGGUGCUAGUUUAAACAAAGUACCAGUGGAGAUUUUAAUGAAGCCACGAAAGGGUGAUGUUAACCCAAAGAUAAUGAAUCUUUUUUCGCCCUGUUUGUUACCUGACGUGAGAAAUAUAAAUUCUAUAAGAGUCCUGUCCCCAGACUACUAUCCAGUUUCCUUGACUUUCAAGGAUGAGCAAGAUAGCAGCAAUUUUCUCAAUAACGGUUGUGUCUUGUUUGUCCAACCAAAAGAUGAGUCAAUAGAGGGUUGGGAAGUAGCUGAAAACACGACGGAUAAAAAUCUGGAGGUAAAAUAUGCCUUCGGGAAAAGUCAGUCUAAGACAUUUCCCCACUCACCUAAUGGCAGUCUUUCCAAUAGAAACUUAGUUCAGCUCUUCACAGAUCUGGGUAUUACAAGACAAGAAGCGCUGGAUUUUGGAAGUGAGAUUUCUAAGCUUGAGAAGGACCACAGGCCCCUGCCAGAUGAAAAUCUUCUAAUGUCUUGCCAAAAUAAAAGCCGAAGAUACCAAUUGGAGCUCUGGAGGUGCAGCCAUAACUUGUAA
This is a messenger RNA of Lachancea dasiensis, 5196 nucleotides long. The record is from the annotation of a GenBank genome assembly. NCBI's taxonomy places the organism in Eukaryota, Fungi, Ascomycota, Saccharomycetes, Saccharomycetales, Saccharomycetaceae.